ACCACAUGAUCAAGUAUAUAAGCAUAUCACCAUACCCACCCUCUGUUUCUCAAACUUCCCCCAAUCAUCAUAACCAACAAUGGGUUGCUGCGCCAGCAAGUGCAAGCCCAGGAAGCCGAAUUUCGCCGCCGCCGCAGAAGAAUUCCGCUAUGUCCAGGACAAGCUCGUCGUCUCCCAACAACCGCCCAUCGCCAGAACUCCACCAAUCUUCCACUAUCACCACCUUCCCUCCAACAGAAUCUCCCCCAUCUUCCCUCUUUCACCCACUGCUUCUUCUUCUUCCGAUUCACUUCCUUCCUUCAGCCGCAGCCUCCGUCGCGGAAGCCUCAACUCCACUACCUCGACCACGACCAGCAACAGUAGCUCUAGCUCCUCCGUCUUAACAUCGAAAGAUCGCUCAUUUUCCAACGAGUUCCUGUGGUCUUGCCUCAAGGAGAAUCCCCACGUUAUCUAUUUGAAUUCCAUCAAGGAAUGCGCCAAUAAGCUGCCAGAGUCCCCUGUUCCGAAACAGGGGAAAAAACAGAGUGUAAGGGGAUGCUCAAUCGCCACGCCCCAAAAAAGGGUCCGUUCUAGCUCGCCGGUUCCUCCAUUAACUAGACAGAAGUCCUUCCGGAGAGAGGAGGGACACGCCGGAAGUAGAAUGGUGAUGCGGUCGCCAUCUCCGAGCAGGAGGUUCUGGGAUGCAGAGUACUUGGACAGGGGAAUCCAGACGAUUACGGGCGAGGAGAUGUUUUCGAAGCCGAUUGUGGGAAAUCGUCAGGCGAGUGCGGCCAGCUUGAUGUCUCCAUAUGUGGAGAAGGGCGAGGUUUUGAAACCGGCGGCGGGUAGUUGUUUGAAGAGGAACAAAGAGACAUGUAUUCACCGUAUUACCUCCAAGAUCGACGAGUUGGCAGUUGCGGAAGCGAUGGCUCGGCAUGAAGGCCAGAGUGAUGCAGUGGAAGACAUUGAUAACCCUCUCAUUUCCUUAGAUUGCUUCAUUUUUCUCUGAGCACAUAUUUUUCUUUUGUGUUCCGUAUGCUUGAAAGCUCGUGGGCAGUGGGCAAACUGCAGUCACAUUCGGCUGUUCAUAGUUCUUUAUUUUCUGUUUUAUACGUACGUUUGAUUAAUAUUCGGUUGUUCGUAAAGUAUUAAGCUUUACC
This is a messenger RNA of Linum trigynum, 1139 nucleotides long. The record is from the annotation of a GenBank genome assembly. Lineage: Eukaryota; Viridiplantae; Streptophyta; Magnoliopsida; Malpighiales; Linaceae.